AUGGACGCGGAUCCGAACACUUCUAUUCCCACAUUCGAUGGAGCAGGAUGGUUCAGCGGCGUCAAAAUCAUAGAGUGCAAGGACGACCCCUCUCUCACAUGGGCUAAGGAAGCUUUAAAGAAGCUUCAAGACCUAUGGGAAGGUGCCGCACUUGAAAUAGUGGAUCGCAGCUACGUACCGCCUAUACCAAAGGUAAAGGUGUUGAUACCGCGCAUGAUAAAUCCGAAGUAUGCACUGCGUCCGCUACAAAUGCAGAAUAAAGAUGUACCUACCAAUGACUGGAAGAUAUUGAAAGUGGUUAAAUCAGCGAACGCAGAUGGAAGCCAGAACUACAUCCUCCACUUUGUACGAACGAUUAGGAGAAAUGGCGUGGGGCAUUGA
This is a messenger RNA of Anastrepha obliqua, 381 nucleotides long. RefSeq lists its product as uncharacterized. The coding region runs from base 1 to 381 and encodes 126 amino acids. NCBI's taxonomy places the organism in Eukaryota, Metazoa, Arthropoda, Insecta, Diptera, Tephritidae. The record is from RefSeq and is a predicted model, not a curated record. The transcript has a single exon.